AUGUCGGAUAAAGGUGAUUCCCUUCCUCAUCUGAAAUUUAUCCAACCGUGCAUUCAUUUUCCUCGCUUGUUUUUGAGUGUGCUAGCUUCAAAAUUAAAUGGUUCACUAUUUUUAACCGGUGUGAGCACUGAGAGUGGAUUGAAACUUGUUAGUUACAAAUCUAAAUAUGAUGGAAGAAAUCAAGUAUAUCAUGUUUUGAUUAGGAGCUUGGAAAUGGAAUUCUUUAUGGACAUGACUGAAAAGUACGGUAUAGUGAGGAAAGAAAUUUCGGAAGAGGUGGAUGUUGAUAACCUAUUAGAAACAGAUAACGACAAGAUUUUCGAAAUUGUGGAUUUCGUGGAUGAUGGAAUUGUAGGAGUAGAUGGUGUGAUCGUAACCGAGGUGGGUAUCAAGUUCAAUGGUGAAAAAGAGUUGUUUGAUUUUUACAAAAGAUAUGCAUACAACGUAGGCUUUUCGGUUAGGAAAAGAAAUUCACAAAAGGAUAAUGACAGAAUUGUGAGAUAUGUUGUCUUUACAUAUAGCCGUGAAGGCCGAAGAAAUAGUAACACAAGUGGUUCUUUGAAGCCGGAAGCUACCAUUCAAACAGGUUGUAAAGCCAGACUAACUGCUUUUGCAGAUGCAUGUGGAGUACGAAAAAUUAAUACUGUUAAUCUCAUUCACAAUCAUAAAAUCAGCCCUUCAAAGUCUAGGUUGUAUCGUUGCAACCGAGAAUUGAGUGCUCAGGUGAAACGACGGCUUGAAGUGAACGAUAUGGCAGAGAUUUCGUUGCAUAAAAGCUACAACUUAGCAGUAGUAGAAGUAGGGGAAUACGAGAAUAUGACUUGCAUCGAAAAGGAUUGUCAAAAUUAUGUAAAACAAGUGAAGCGGUUAAGACUUGGAGAAGAUGAGGAGUCGCGGUUGAAGAAUAGUUUUUGGGCAGAUAAUAGGAGUAGGCAAGCGUAUAAAGAGUUUGGGGAUGUGAUAACAUUUGAUACUACAUAUUUAACUAAUAUAUAUGACAUGCCCUUUGUACCUUUUGUUGGAGUUAAUCAUCAUGGACAAUCAACACUUCUCAGUUGUGGUUUGGUGUUGAAUGAAAAUACAGAAACAUUUGUGUAG
Olea europaea var. sylvestris is the source of this 1098-nucleotide messenger RNA. RefSeq names its product protein FAR1-RELATED SEQUENCE 5-like. The record is from RefSeq and is a predicted model, not a curated record. Gene Ontology annotation, biological process: regulation of DNA-templated transcription. NCBI's taxonomy places the organism in Eukaryota, Viridiplantae, Streptophyta, Magnoliopsida, Lamiales, Oleaceae. Bases 1 to 1098 code for a protein of 365 amino acids. The transcript is spliced from 6 exons.